AUGGGCGUUCACCUGCCGGGGUUCCUGUGGAGAGCCAGUGGAGUGAGGAAGGCCCGCGAGAGCGGUGUGCGCACGCGUCAGGCCCACGCGUCAGGCCUCGGGCGCUUCUGCGGUCCGGCGCGACCUCACAGCUGCUCGGGGCUGGCGCCCAGCGAGAGCUUUGCCACCGCCUCGGGGCGGGGUGGGAGAGACGGGGCGCGCCAAGACUGUUCCGUUGCCGCGAGUGGGGCCUGCGCCCUAGUCGCGCCGCACCGGCCUCUCGGCCGUGCCUCCCCUGUUGUGGGGCCGGGUCUCUGUGACUGUGGCUCGCGGGACGCAGUUGCCCCGGACACGUGGAAGCCUCUGGGCCAGGGACCGAACCUCUGUCCCCUGCAUCGGCAGGCUCACGCGAAGCCACUGGACCUGGGCAUGGGGCUGAAUCUUUGA
This is a messenger RNA of Rangifer tarandus platyrhynchus (Svalbard reindeer), 426 nucleotides long. Lineage: Eukaryota; Metazoa; Chordata; Mammalia; Artiodactyla; Cervidae. The record is from the annotation of a GenBank genome assembly.